AUGGGUCGUUUACGUCGUUCUCGAGCCCACCAUGCGCGGAGAGAUGUUCAAAGAGGUGCCAGAACACGAGUCAGGACUCGCGAUUUGGAUAUGAUCCAACUUAUUGACCUGGAUCCAAAAAACAGAGCAGCUCUAGAAGCACAAGCGAUUGAUUACGAAAAACCUGGUCUUGCUCAACACUACUGCGUCGAAUGUGCAAAAUACUUCGAGACAGAUGCUGCUCUUCAAUCCCACUGGCGUAGCAAAGUGCACAAAAGACGGCUCAAGCAGCUUCGUGAACCUGCAUACACGAUCGAGGAGUCGGAACGUGCAGCUGGGCUGGGUCGAGAGAACAGGCGGCCUCAGACAGUAUCUUCGACGACGAUGGAGACGGAUAUGAUGGGCACGGCGUAG
This is a messenger RNA of Psilocybe cubensis, 393 nucleotides long. RefSeq lists its product as uncharacterized. Gene Ontology annotation, molecular function: nucleic acid binding; zinc ion binding. Bases 1 to 393 code for a protein of 130 amino acids. The transcript is spliced from 4 exons. Lineage: Eukaryota; Fungi; Basidiomycota; Agaricomycetes; Agaricales; Agrocybaceae. The record is from RefSeq and is a predicted model, not a curated record.